GCGUCAGUCGGCUGAACGGAUAGUCGGUCAGUCAGCGAAGGAACACGAGAAACGAUAUUGCGUUGCUAAAUAUAAUAUAGUAAGGCACGCGGUUUCACUACCUACGGAUAUAACGGGCAGUAUAAUGGCGAUAGCAAUGAUAAUCGUUUGAGACAUUCACAUUGAACUCGUCGCCUUUAUCAACGAUAAUCAUUCAUACGAAUGUUAUUAUUGUGUCUCUUGUGAAAAGACUAUGAAAAACGAGCUCGUAGAGUUGUGGGAUUAUUUUUGAAGCUUCUUCGCCAGGCUCAAUCGAUCGCGUAACAUACAACAUAACAGUCAUAUAACAUCUACCAAAACGUAGAUAUGAGUGUCCAGAAGUCUGAAGAUCUCUUAACAGUAGUUAUAUCAACUGAACUUUCACCGUCUCCGAAUUCACAAGAAUUAUUUAUAAAUCAAGAGCAACAGGAUGAAGAAGCAUCUGAUUGUCCUUUAUUAACACCUAGUCCACCACCUAUCCAAACGGAUAAAACUCCACAGUUGACGCCAAUAUUCAAUGUUCUGGAAGGUGCUUCUUUAGAGAUGAUAUCCACACCAACGCUUGAGAAUAUUAAUACGGAAGAUGGACUUAACUUCAUGAAUAUAGUGAAUAGUUCGAGUAAACCUUUAAAUGAUGAACCGAGUUCACGUGAUCCCAUGGUGGAAUCCACUAGCAGCGGUAGCAGUAGUGAUACAAACGAACCCGUUUGCGCACAAUUGUUAACACAAUUAAAUACUGCCUAUCAACAUCUUGCACCGGAUGCUCAAGCUUUAUUUUACAACCAGGACAACGGUGGUAAGCCACCACUCGUUGGGAUUCAAUUGGUGGUGCCGAAGCCGCCCAAAGACUAUCAUUUUAUGAAAUGGAAUUGGUCGCUGAUACGGAAGACAUGCUAUUGGACACUGAUGUCGAUAUUGAUUGGAUGCACUGCUCUUGUUGUUGGCAUAAUUGCUACAAUGCCUAAGAAAUGUGAUCCUCCGGUGGAAUGGUGGCAAGGCAGCACUUUCUAUGAGAUAUUCCCGGCGUCCUUUCAGGAUACUGCAUCAUUCAGAACAACCAAAGGAGUUGGAAUCGGCGAUUUGCGUGGAAUAAUUAUGCGGCUAGAUUAUUUAAAAGAACUUGGAGUGCGAACUAUUCGAUUGAAUUCAAUAUUUCCAGCGUUAGAUUAUCCAGAAUAUUACUCAAAAAUCAGUAAUAUAACAGACGUGAAUGAAAACCUGGGAACACUAGAAGAUUUUUCUGCUCUUGUGCGCGAGAUUCAAAAGCGAAACAUGAGUAUAGUUUUGGAUUUACCUUUAUAUCCGUUUGUAAAGAGCUUGAGCAAUCAAGCGACGCCUAUAGCGAAAGUAAAUGGCACUGAAUUGAUUCGAGAUAGGCGAGAUGCCGCAAAGAAUCGAAUAAUAAUUCCCCAACUAUCAAUACUGUCUUCAUCAGUCGAAACUAUUCGUGAUGUCUUAUCAUUCAGACCAUCAUCUUUAAAAAAGGCGAGAAGAGAAAUAUCCUCAUCGAAUCAUUCAAAUCAACAAAAAGAUCCCAUUAGUGAGGCUAUCAAAUUUUGGCAGUUGAAAGGAGUGAACGGUUUCUAUCUACAGGGAUUGGAACAUUAUGUUAAUGAAGACACAUUCGUGAGCAGUCUCAUAUAUUGGAAGUCUCUUCUAUAUCCAAACAAUAUUUUUAUUUGUCAUAUGAAAGUCCUAAAGAAUAUUUCCAUAGCUACAAGGAAUUCCAUCCUAUCCAGAAUAAAUUUACUUGAUGUGACUCUUCAUUUAACGAAUAGUACAAAAGAUAUUAAGUCACAAAUAGAACAAGUCACGAAGGGUAUAGUCUUCGACAAACCUGCUUAUCCAUGGAUACAUUGGUCUGUAGGCGGUGUAGACACUAGUAGAGUAGCUUCUACUAUAAAUGUCAAGAAUGCUAGCGUGGCAGCUUCUCUUCUUAGCAUGAUGCUACCUGGAACACCUAGUAUAUUUUAUGGAGAUGAGAUAGGAAUCGAAGAUUGUGAAUGUCAGGAUCACAAAGAUUUGGUGCACGUGCAUAAUUUAGUUCCUAUGUAUUGGGAAAAGAAGGAUAGUCCUGGUAGCAGUUUUUCAUUCUCAGAAAUCCCUACCUGGUUGCCAGAAGCUGGAAAACCUAUGGAAACUAGUUUGACAGGCACUAUUAAAGAAAUGACAAGAUUAAGAGCGGAAACUACACCAAUUUAUGUUAAAUCAGUAUUAAGAGAAGGUCAAAUUAAGGCGAAUUGUGAUAUUAGAUAUGUUGAAGAUGAAAUGAUCGUGAUUGAGCGAUGGUAUCCACGAAGAAAUUCCUAUGUAUUUGUCGCAAAUUUUGGUAACGAGACGCGCAUGAAGGACUUAUCAUUUCUCUAUUAUGGUGGCCAUGUUGUGGUAGGACCAGCUUACAGACUAAGUCGAGAUGUGUACUUUAAAGAACUUAUUGUCCCACCUGGAGAAGCAUUUGUUAUAAAAUUGGAUAAAUGAGAAAAUGUGUUUUAAUUAAGAAAUACUGUUUACUAAUG
This is a messenger RNA of Camponotus floridanus (Florida carpenter ant), 2534 nucleotides long. Its product is annotated as neutral and basic amino acid transport protein rBAT. The transcript is spliced from 9 exons. The record is from RefSeq and is a predicted model, not a curated record. Bases 346 to 2496 code for a protein of 716 amino acids. Gene Ontology annotation, biological process: carbohydrate metabolic process. Lineage: Eukaryota; Metazoa; Arthropoda; Insecta; Hymenoptera; Formicidae.